This is a messenger RNA of Patella vulgata (common limpet), 1418 nucleotides long. RefSeq lists its product as uncharacterized. The coding region runs from base 132 to 1418 and encodes 428 amino acids. Gene Ontology annotation, molecular function: FAD binding; acyl-CoA oxidase activity; fatty acid binding. Gene Ontology annotation, cellular component: peroxisome. The record is from RefSeq and is a predicted model, not a curated record. NCBI's taxonomy places the organism in Eukaryota, Metazoa, Mollusca, Gastropoda, Patellidae. Gene Ontology annotation, biological process: lipid homeostasis; fatty acid beta-oxidation using acyl-CoA oxidase. The transcript is spliced from 8 exons.
CUUUGAACCGGAAGUUUAGGUCGUGAAAACAGUUGUUGGUGGACGGUGCAAAGUUCGUGCAAAAACAGAUUUUAUCGGAAUUUCGUGGUACGAUUUUGACCAAAGUCUGUUGUGUUUGAAAGCGUGUUACAAUGUGGCGACAAUCUGUAUCAGUUAUAUCCAAGGGAGCAGCAGUCAUGUCUACAAGAAAGAUGCUAACUCAGGGAUAUCAGAUACUUCCAGCAAUGGUUGCACCAACACAGCGUAUGAUGUCUGCUGUACCUAACGCAGAUAAUCCACCCAAACUAAGACAGGAAAUCGCCCAGAAGAGUCCACCUUCUUUUAAUGUCGAAAAAAUGACAGAACUUUUAGAUCAUGACAAUCAUGAGAUGAGAAAAAAAUUUCGUGAAUUUGUGAGUGAACCUGUGAUGAUACCACGGUAUAAUAUUACUCUGGCUGAAGAGCGAGAUAUUGCUCUUCAGAGAUUGAAGAGAAUUUGUGAUGCUGGUUUCAUCUCAGUUCUUGACUUUAAAAAUAAUCCAUUGAGAAUUUUUGCUGCUCAUGAAUUGGCAUCAGUGAUUGAUCCUGCCAUGACAACCAAGAUGACCGUACAGUUCAAUCUAUUUGGUGGAACUGUUUUAAAAUUAGGAACCCAAAGACAUCAUGAUAAACUACUAAAAGGUAUUGAUACACUGGAUGACGUGGGAUGUUUUGGUUUGACUGAACUUGGUUACGGUAACAAUGCAGUGGAAAUGGAGACAACAGCAACUUAUGAUUCGGCUACUAAAGAAUUUAUCGUCAACACCCCAUCAACAUUAGCUCAGAAAUACUGGAUUACAAAUGGAGCUGUUCAUGCUAAGCAUUGUAUUGUUUUUUCACAACUCAUUGUUAAUGGUGAAAAGUAUGGUAUCCAUGGUGUUUUGGUUCCUAUUAGAGAUGAGAAUUUGAAAGUAAAAGAUGGAGUACGAGUAGAAGAUAUGGGAUAUAAAAUGUCUGGCAAUGGAGUUGAUAAUGCUAAGUUAUUUUUUGACAAUGUGAGAGUUCCAAGAGAGAAUUUAUUAAAUCGUUGGUCUGAUGUAGCAGAAGAUGGAACGUUCACGUCUAGUAUUGAUGGUAUUAGAAACAGGUUUUUAACCGUAGCCGAUCAGUUAUUAUCAGGUAGAAUAUGUAUAGCUAGCAUGGCUCAAGGUGCGUCUAAAGCCUCGUUAACUAUAGCCAUGAGAUAUGCUGCCACCAGACUUACUGUUGGACCAAAAGGUAAAUCUGACACACCUAUCUUAGCCUAUCAGUUACAACAAAGAGCUUUACUCCCACUUCUAGCUAAUACAUUUGCUAUAAAUUUUGGUUUGGAUUAUGUUAAAGAUCGGUGGGCGUUCCAGAAAGAGGAUGGAUCAGAACAUCCUGAGGUUGUGACAAUGUGUUGUGUUAUGCCUGUAUAA